Colletotrichum destructivum is the source of this 2186-nucleotide messenger RNA. RefSeq lists its product as uncharacterized. The record is from RefSeq and is a predicted model, not a curated record. The transcript has a single exon. NCBI's taxonomy places the organism in Eukaryota, Fungi, Ascomycota, Sordariomycetes, Glomerellales, Glomerellaceae. Bases 1271 to 2146 code for a protein of 291 amino acids.
GUCUGACUCUUGUCCUCAUGCACCGGCCGCAGGUCGACUUGCCGCAGUCACGUCCGAGACGUAGUGAGCAAGACGAUACCGAUGCAUCCAUGGGCCGGUUUGGUUGAGGCUCAAUUCGGCUCGGGACUUGUAGGAGAAUUCCGCAAUCCUGCAUUUCGAUUAUCAUCAAUGGCUUUGUCCAACCACUUGACACUCCCUCUACAUAUGAAGCUAAUUUCUCAUCGUCACUAACACACAAGCGCGAUGCACUUCGAGCACAUUCCUCUAAACGUGCAAAACAUCCAUUGUGUGCCCAGACCCGGGUGACUCCAACCCCAUCCUCACUCAACUCACUCCUAAGGUAUGCUUCGUGGGCCACUGACUGGGCUCUAGGCUCUAGCACCCGAAAGGUGUCAUGCCCUUGCUCCUAUACAUCAAUUAUGCGUGACAUCAUCGCCCGUCCGCAUACAAUUAGAGGAUGCCUCCCUGGACUGGUGUCUCCAAAGGGGAAGGGAAUGACACCCAACCCGCAUUCCAUUUUUCCGUGACGAGAUCCCGAGGAAGAAAAGGGUGUCUACCCCGCCCGUUUCUGUCCAGUCUCGAGAAUAGACCAAGGACCUCCAGCUUCUGAUGGGAGCCAGUGGCUGCGCCUUUUCAGGAGAACCGGCACAGCGUUUUUGUUUCUUUACCCAUGUACCCCAAACCGUCCGUGGGAGACCGGAUUGCCCCAGUGCAACAAACAGACACUUUUCGUUUCGGUGACCUCACGCUGCGUCUGUGUCUGCGGCCUUGUCGUCCCACGAUUCCUUUAAACAGUAUCCAACCAGCACGAGGCACACCCACUCAAACCGAAGCUGACUCGACUUGAUCCAAAGAGAGGCAACCCCCUCGCCUCUCACCCUUUUGACAACUUUCCGUUCGGUGUCGACGGAGAGGAGCAAGCCUCGAAGAUAGCCCCAACCCUGCGGCUUUCCAUCUGCGGCCGACGCCCUCUGCCGUGUACGGCUCUGUUUAGCUGAACAAGGCAAAAACAACGCAUCGUUACAUUUUGAAUAAAAAGUCUUGGUUGGCUCUCCGUACUUUCCGUCAGAGUCGUCCACCUUUGCGGAAGCACCGCAUUCUAUGUCACCUGCUCAGACCCCCUCGAACCAAGCAAGUAAUUCAAACGAGCAGCAGGAACCCCCUCCUUCUUUCACACAUUACCAUUCCACCGCAUCGACGCCUUUUACCUUCUUUUUUUAAUACCUCAUCGAGACCCGCGGACGCUCAUACAACAUCGCUCGUCCUAGCCAUGUCCAGAAACUACGAGCGAGAAGUCCGUGAGGACUUUGUCCGCAACCCAAGCCACUACCAUCGCGGCGACCCGCUUCCGGUUUCAAGGGAGCAUUCCCCCGAAUACUACUCCGGCGGUGGUGGGCCCAUACAGACGGUCUAUCCGGACACUCGAGGACCCGUUCUGAUCGCCGACGGUCCCUACCUCUCGGGCGCCAUCCCCGUCGAUACACCUCCUCCCAUCCAUCCCUACUACGGUCCUGAAUCGCCGCUGUCGCCCCGCGAUACAAAUGCCCUCCAAAUCCCACCCCAGCCCCGUUACCGCCCGCGCUCACUGCCUCCCCAGGCCCUCGCGGUGGGCCGACCGCGCUCCCGUUCCCGUCCUCGGAGCCCCAUCGGCAAAGCCCGCCAUGCCAUCGACCACACCUUUACUCAGUCUUCCUCGGGCAUCGGUGUGGGUCUCCUGGGCGCCGUCGUCGGCGGCCUGGCCGCGCGCGAGGUCUCCGACGCCACUGUCCGAAACCGCAAUCACAAAGAGAUGGAGAACGGCACGUAUCGCCCGCGUUCACCACGCGAGACGGAGAAGGCUCGCGUCAUCUCCACCGUGGUCGGCGCUCUUGUCGGCGGUCUCGGCGCCAACGCGCUAGAGAGACGCUUUGAGGUCGCUCGCCACCGGGACAGAGAGCAGCAGGAAGCCUGGGAGAGAAAAUGGGGCAGGGAGCGCGACCUCCCGCACUACGAUACGGGCAGAGAUCACGAGAUGGACCACGGCAGGGGGCGGCCCCGCGAUCGACGCCGUGAUGAGUGGCAUGAUGGUUAUCCUCGGGACUACCCGUACGACGACCGAAGGACGGGGAGGUUGAGGAGCGAAGAGCGAUUUGCAUACAAGAACUGACAUAUUCCGGGGUUAUAUUUUUGUUAGUCUUCUUCUUUUU